Papaver somniferum (opium poppy) is the source of this 1507-nucleotide messenger RNA. Its product is annotated as GDSL esterase/lipase 6-like. Gene Ontology annotation, molecular function: hydrolase activity, acting on ester bonds. The coding region runs from base 241 to 1338 and encodes 365 amino acids. The transcript has 4 exons. Lineage: Eukaryota; Viridiplantae; Streptophyta; Magnoliopsida; Ranunculales; Papaveraceae. The record is from RefSeq and is a predicted model, not a curated record.
CAUGUGUUCAUAGAAACAACAAAACAGUGGGGUGCCAAAAAUUAUAUAUAUCCAGGAAAUCAUCUCCACUUUUCAGAAAGACAACACCCACCACUGCAUUUUGCUCGUGCAUUUCCGUUUCACUAAUCAUAUCCUUCCUUUUUCUCUCAACAUCUUAAUCUUUAAAUGCAUCCCCAAGUUACUACUUGCUACUCUUAGAUCUUUACAGUAAGCUGCUAGUUUGCUGCUGGGUUUUGAGAGAUGGAUGCGAUGAACAAGAAUAAGCAGUUGUUACUAAUCUUGAUGCUAUCUGUUUUAACUACAAUGGUAGCAUCAUACAAUGUUCCUGCAGUAUUUUCAUUUGGAGACUCCAUCUUCGAUGCCGGAAACAAUCGUUUCAAAAAGGACUGCACCAUUCAAGCAAAUUUUACACCUUACGGUCAAAAUUACUUCCAUCACCCUACUGGAAGGUUUACCAACGGUCGAACCGUCCCUGACUUCUUCUGCCAAUUUCUAGGAAUUGAUCUGCAAAAACCGUUUCUCCAGGCUGCCAUGGAGGUAAACAACAAUAAGAGCCAGGGUUACCCAUCGAACGGCAUCAACUUCGCCAGUGCAGGUAGUGGUGUUAUUAAUGCAACAAACGCCGACGAGGGAGUGAUGCCGAUCCACCAACAGCUCGACCAAUUCAAACUCCUGAUGAGUCAAAACAGGAUCGAUAAGAAACUUGUUCAGCAAUCACUUUUCUUAUUCGAGUCGGGUUCAAACGACAUCUUCAAUUUCUUCAUUCCUUUUGAAACUCCGACACUAGAUCCGGAUGCAUUUGUUGAUGCCAUGCUAGCAGAAGUUGGAUACUUGAUCGACCAAAUUUACCAACUCGGUGCUCGUCGGAUAGGAAUCUUUUCACUUGGACCAGUAGGUUGUGUACCAGCAAGGGCUCUUCUUCCUGGCGAACCCGUUACUAAAUGUUUUGGGAAGAUGAAUAAGAUGAUUAAGAAAUAUAACAAGGGACUUGAAACCAUUGUCAUGGGUGUGCCUCUAACGCAUCCUGGAGCUGUUGCUGUCUAUGGUGCUGUUUAUGAUAUCGUUCAGCGGUUUAGGGCAAUUCCACAGCGAUACGGGUUCUCGAAUACGUCAACCGCAUGUUGUGGUGUAGGAGUUCUUAAAGGAAUGGCUCAGUGUGGGAAAGAGGAAUUCAGCGUCUGUGAAAAUCCUAACGAAUACUUGUUUUGGGAUUUCUUUCAUCCAUCUGAGCAUACAUACAAACUUCUGUCCAAAGCAUUAUGGAGUGGUAAACCAUCAAGAAUUAGACCCUUCAAUAUUAAGACUUUAGCUAAUAUGACUGUGGUAAUUCCUCCUUAAUUAGCCAAUCUUACUGUGGUAAUUCCUCCUUAAUUAGCCAAUCUUACUGUUGUAAUUCCUCCUCUCUCUUUUUUUUCUCUCCAAAUACUUGCUCAUAGUGUAAUAUUUAGAUCAAGUUCUUUCCUCUUUCCUCUUUUUUCCUUUUCUUUUUUAAUCUAUAGAAUAGUAU